This is a messenger RNA of Mercenaria mercenaria, 1162 nucleotides long. RefSeq names its product histamine H2 receptor-like. NCBI's taxonomy places the organism in Eukaryota, Metazoa, Mollusca, Bivalvia, Venerida, Veneridae. Gene Ontology annotation, cellular component: membrane. Gene Ontology annotation, molecular function: G protein-coupled receptor activity. The transcript has a single exon. Bases 137 to 1138 code for a protein of 333 amino acids. The record is from RefSeq and is a predicted model, not a curated record. Gene Ontology annotation, biological process: G protein-coupled receptor signaling pathway.
GCGACUGAUUGUAUUCGCCUACUUACACCUGACAAGUUUUCUAAGAAAAUAACGAUGACUUGCAGAAGCUUCGUCAUUCUAUAAAGCAACAGGGAUAAGUCAGCAUCGUAAAGUGUUCUUGAUAUUUGGGGAAAACAUGUUUCAUUUCAAAAAUGAAAGCUGCGACAAAAUGUUGUUUUAUGGACUUCCUUCAAAAGAUUAUGACAUUAUUUGGAACAUAGUAGACGGUGUAAUGUUUUUACCGACAGUAUUCGGAAAUACUUUAAUUCUCAUCAGUAUAGUCCGUUUCCGGCGAUUACGGACCAAAAUACACAUUUUGAUUGGUCAUUUAGCGGCAAAUGACCUUCUUGUUGGAGCAACAUUGUUGCCACUGGAGAGUAUCGGCGAUUCUUCUCAUUAUAAUUAUGAAAAAUAUUUCUGUUUGACUAAACUAUCAGCUUUUUCUUUGACUUUAGGUGGGUCGUGCAUGGGACUAUUUCUUAUAUCGGUUGAGCGUUUCUCGGCGGUAGCAUUUCCGCUUAGGCAUGCGCAUUUCACAAAACGGAAGCUAGCAGUUGCAAUUUCUAUUGGAUGGCUAUAUGUUAUGUUCUGGACGCUUUCACCGAUGUUUGGAUGUAAUAACUUAAACGCUGACAGUAACAAUGUACAGUGUAAUGCUAGCAUUGUCUGGGGAGGAUGGUGCAAGUUCGGAAUGAAUUUAAAUUUUAUUUUGGGACUGUGUCUUAACGCCAUCUUCUAUGUAUGCGUGGUGGUAAUCGCAAUCAAGAAAGUGAAAGAGCAUGGCCGCCAAACCGGCACAAGUACAAAUCUCUUUAGAUCUCGCGAGAUGUCAAAGACGGUAACGAUGGCGGCUGUCCUAGGACUUUUCGCGCUAUUUUGGUCCCCGUAUGCAGCUAUUACAAUAAUAAUCACCGCGGAGAGUUAUUGUGAUGCAAAAUUGUACUACAUAAGGCGAUGGUUCCUUUUACUUGGGCUAUUUAAUUGCUCGAUAAAUUGGAUGAUUUAUGGACUCAAAAAUAAAGAUUUCAAGGAAGCAUUCAAAACAAUAAUCUGCAUUAGCAUGUGCGUGCAGAGAAGACGGAGAAGGAGGAUCGCUUGCAACGUCAUACAAAUGGAAAGACGUGAGAUACAGUGCUGAAAUAAUGGCUGCUGUAAACACUGU